Physella acuta is the source of this 2714-nucleotide messenger RNA. RefSeq lists its product as uncharacterized. Lineage: Eukaryota; Metazoa; Mollusca; Gastropoda; Physidae. The record is from RefSeq and is a predicted model, not a curated record.
UAUAGACAAGAUGUGUAAACACGGCCUUACAUCUCGUUCAUAUCCUGCCUAUACUCGCUGUCAUGAGCAGAGAAUGGUGACAUUAUGAGUAGCUGUCAGCUAAGCUGUAGUUACCUAACUAGAUGAAAUGUUUGAAAAGUCAUCAGACAUGAUCUUAUUUUGUGGUGAUCUACUUUGUGCUGAGUUUUCAUCGAUGAUAACUUGAUAGUCAAACGUCCUAUACGAUAGUAGUAUAGUAAAUGAGGAUGCGACGGUGCCGGAGCUCCUCCCCACGACCCCCCCUCUACAGCCCCAAACGAUGCCGGAAGUGCAAAUGCCGGUGCAUCUGCUCACCUAGCUACGACCCGUGCUGUCGCCGGACCCGACGAGUCAGAUCUUCCAGCCCGACCCGCAGGACCCGCCCAUCUCUGUCUCCGGCGUGCUGUGACCCCUGCUCGCCAUGCGACCCCUGUGACCCGUGCGACCCGUGCGACCCGUGCUACCGAUGCCCACGCCGCAAGUUCAGCCCGUGUUUCUCUAAAAAGUACUCCUCUCUCUUCUGCGACUCGCUGGAAGGACUGGUCAAGAAAUCUUGCCUGCGGAGCUGCAGCCCGUGCAAGACGUAUGUCCGCAGGUCCCCACCCUCCAGUUACCCCCGGGUCUGCAAGAACUCAUGCUACCCUUGCUUCCCCAGAAAAAUAGAACCCUGUUUCCCCAGACCCGUCGACCCGUGUAUUCGCAGAUCUUGCAAACCUUGUUUUCCAAAACCAUGCGACCCCUGUUUUCCAAAACCAUGCGACCCCUGUUUUCCAAAACCCUGCGACCCCUGUUUACCCAAAUAUUGCGACCUCUAUUUGCCCAAAAAAACGUGUGACCCCUGUUUAUCCAAAUACUGUGACCCAUGUUUGCCUAAAUACCGCGACCCCUGUUUAUCCAAAUACUGUGACCCCUGUUUUCCCAAAUACCGCGACCCCUGUUUAUCCAAAUACUGUGACCCAUGUUCGCCUAAAUACUGCGACCCCUGUUCGCCUAAAUACCGCAACCCCUGUUUAUCCAAAUACUGUGACCCAUGUUCGCCUAAAAACUGCGAUCCCUGUUCGCCUAAGUACUGCGAUCCUUGUUUGCCAAAAUCCUGUGACCCCUGUUUGCCCAAAUCCUGCGACCCCUGUAUCUCAAGUUCCUCUGACCCCUGCUGCACAAGAGUGAGCUCCUGCCUCCCCCUAGCGCGGUGUGGGGUCUGCCCAGCAGGGAAGUGCCUGUGCUUCAAGAGGCUCAACCGUGACAGCAUCACCUGUCCAAUAAAAGAGCGAACAAUAAAAAAUGGCGUCAUAGAAAGUGCCAGAACCACUCUGACAGAUAUACCAAGUGAAGCGUACGAUUCCACUUCCUCCAAGUAUAGAUCUUGCUGCAAGAGUACCAACGCCUCAGAGAUUACCAAACUUACACUUUCAGCAGACGUGGAGGAGACGGGACCAUCACUCAAUUUUUUGGAAAAGUUCAACAAAUUGAACUGUACUUCAAGAUUCGAACCCCACUUGUGUCCAUGGCAGGCGGACAUCGCAGUGAGUGGCACCGUCCGAGCUCACUGCAACUCGACAGCUGUUGAAAUAAUCAAACGCUUGAGGGGAAAAUUCCAAUCAGAGGGAGAAAGGUAUACAACAGACUCAUGUUGUAAAGAGCCACUGGGAUCUAGUAGAUCUAGUAAAGACCCCCAAAGGAUGAGUCUAGGAGAGCUGGCAGACGGCGGAACUCUGGACUUCUCUAAAAACAACCAGGAUCCCGACCAGGAGGGCCAGGCUCAGCUACAGAAGGGCACUCAGAAGGGCACACAAAAGGGCACACAUAAGGGCAUCAUGUUGAACCGAAACAAGAACGGCUACGUAGAACCGGAGGACGGUGGCAGACACGGUUACAGCCAGGCCGUCAGACACAGAAGGUUCGGGAACGAAUCCACGCUGUGCGCUGACAGAAGGACGCAGCCUCCGUUAUACGAACACGUUAUUCCAAAGAAUGAUUCGGUUAGGGAGAACUUUUCUAAUCACACAAGAAAAAACUAUAAAGAAGUUUACAACGAAAGUAAAAUGUGUGGGGAGAGUUCUAGAACUUCAGAUUACCGUGCCUGUCAACACAACUCCCCUACAUGUCGGAGCCGGGACCGGUUUUACGAGUCGAGGGCGAGCCCGGAGAGGGACGGCACCGGCUCUGAAACCGGAAAUUACCGGACAGCCUCUGAGAGGAGCACGAGCUCACGGUCCCAGCUGGGGGACAACAUGACACGUGACGUGCAGCAGUUCCUGUGCACGCGCAAGAGCAAACGUUUCUAUAGCAACCUGCGUGAGCGGGAGAAAGAAGACCCGCGCGACAUGGAGUCACAUGACCCGCGUGGCCGAGAGUCACAUGACACAGGCGCAUGCGCGCGUUCAUCACACGACACGGAAGAGGCGUUCCCCACUUCCAGACGGCCAUCGAGGACCGGCACCCCCGCCCGUGGCACCCCCGCCCGUGGCACCCCAGCCCGUGGCACCCCCGCUCGUGGCACUUCCUGCGACCCCGAGGGUGACACGAAGAAGUCGUGCUGCCGGACGCCGGAAGUCGGGCUGGAACAUCUGUUUUUUACUCGCAAGAAGGAGCGGGACGGGAACCACGUGACAGACAAGACAGGGACGCUCAGAGGUCAUGAGACAGCCAGACAGCACGUCAAGAAACGGGUGUCUUACGACAGCUCCGACGCCUGA